Ceratina calcarata is the source of this 4735-nucleotide messenger RNA. RefSeq lists its product as uncharacterized. The annotation marks the transcript as partial. The transcript is spliced from 5 exons. The record is from RefSeq and is a predicted model, not a curated record. NCBI's taxonomy places the organism in Eukaryota, Metazoa, Arthropoda, Insecta, Hymenoptera, Apidae.
CAUCAUCCACCGUCGCCAGUACCACCACCACCACCACCACCACCUAUGGCACCACCACCGUCGCCGAUAACCACCGGAACCAAGAGUCUGGUGGCAGAGAGGCUGUCGCUCGCGCAGUCUCCCGUGCGCGUACGAUCCCAAUACAACGACACCGCUUCUCUGACCCUUCAAGGCAGCCAGACGAAGAUCCAGAGGAUCAAAAUGUCGGAGGCGGAAGAUGUACGAACGGUAGCGGGCAGCAAUGAUUUCCAGAGAACCGUCGACGCUGGAAGUGGAAGAUCGAGUUCGAUAGACUAUCUGGAUACCUACGAGGACAUCCCGAAGGAGACCGCAAAAGAAUAUCCAGAAGAGACUAAAGAGGGACUGUGCAAAGAGGAGAAAGAGAAAGAGGCAUUUCUGGAGAACGAGAGGAAGUCGUUCGAAGAGAAGAGAGAGACCACGCACGCAGCGGGUUCGCGCACGGGAACCAGUGACAACAACGACCACGACGAAAGAGGCGUCGAGCGACGAGAAGAGAGCGCGAGGGGAACCGGGGCCACUUCGUCACCAGGUAUCAUCGAUGGACGGAACGAGAACGCGCCAGUCGGUGAGUGGAAUUCAUUGCCGCUACUGGUAGAGCGUCUACGCGCCGCGCUCGAGCUCUCCCUAGGGGGUCGUCGUCGCGAGAACGGCGCAGGCGAGCAGCUCCCGGAGGACUCAGGCGUCGACUCCGAAGAGGACUUCCGUAUACGCAAUUCCAUGGAACAGGCGUUGGGCAGUUGCAACGAACCUGAACUCAAGAAAGACCUCAAGUUCCUCGAGGAUCUGUUGCUCUCCGACAUACAGACUGCUCUAUCGCGUCUUCGGGAGACUUUGCAAAAAAUCGACGUGACUGCUGUGGGCGCUGCGUCUGACCCGACGAGCAAAUUGCAAUUAUUAAGAUUGGUGUCUAGUUUAUUAUCCAGGCUCCAAGUAUCUGAACAGGCGAGUACCUGUGAAAAGGUACCUGCAGUAUUGCCUUCGACGUCCCUCAGUCGGAGACGAAGGGGAACCAGGCACACGAUAGGGGUUUCUACAGAGGAGUUGGCCAAAGCUAGGAAGUGGUUGGAAGUGGAGAGAAACAUUGUACCUUUGAAGGACGUCGCGGUUUUAGUGAAGGAACAGAAAGAACGGGGUGAGAAUGCAGUAGAGAAGAAAUCGGAGGAGAUCCGAGAUAAGUGUACUAAGGAUGCUAUAAAUCAGCGUCAAUUGUUGGAGGACAAGAACAAGGAGGUCAGGGACAGUUGUGUGUUUCGUGGUAUACAACAGGUGGACGUGAAAGACUGCGAAAUUGGUGGUGAUUCGAGUAUGUACCAGGUUUCAUAUAAAAAUAAUUACCAAAGCAAAGAGUAUAGUAAUGAGAACUGUAUCGAAGAUAACGAGGAGAGGAGUCGCGUAAGCCAAUUGGCGGCUGCUCUUAGGCAACGAGCCGAGCUGGCGACUUCUGGUGCGAAAUACGUGGGCAACAAAUUCAGUGCGAAGAAGUCGAAGAUAAAACGCGCGAACACUAUCGACAUACCCAGUUACUUGAAGCUUCAGGCACAGACUCUCGGCCACGAGACCACGGGCUGCGUCUCGUUGAGAAGACCGAUUAACGUUGGGGACAAGGCUUAUAAUUCCGCGAGUGUAAUCGUGCCUGCGUUUCAACCGAAAACCGAGAACGAUAGAAAAUUUCUAGCUCUGAUCAAUAAAAAUAACGAAUCACCGGCGGUGGCUCCGGUAGUGCCAUUUAAAACUCUUGGACAGGCGCCGUUGACAAGAACCAUGGACAUGUCGUCGGUGACUAACGAGAAUUGGAACAGUAAGUUCUCGAACUUAAAAACGAAUUUCGAUAAACAGCCUACAACCGAGGAAAAUAAACCGUCCCUGAAGACUCGUGCCAAUAAAAUAUUCGGUGCGCCGCAAGCUCAAGUUUAUCCUACCCAAAAUUACGUUCCUCAAGUAACGUCCGUGGGUUUCAGACACGCAUCAUCGUCCCCUUUCCGUAAAAUCGAGAAACCGUCCCCGGUGUCUCCUUCGAAGGUGCCUCCCUCGUAUCACUGGCCAAAUAAAGCACCGAUGCCGUUGAAAGAGAAAGCACGGAUGAUGUUCGACAAAGAGAACACCAAAUCCCUCAGGUCCGAUGAGAAGCCUAGUUUUCCACGGCCACCGUGGAUCGAGCGGAACGAAAACAGGACUAAUGACACGGUCACAGAAAAUGGUAAAUUGGACUAUCGAUCCUUCUGCAAACAGUUCGCGCCAUUCGUUGGUAAAGCUCCCCCCAUGCAAUCCAAGAAGCCCGAUAUACAACAACGAGUUCCCGGAGUGGUGGACGGUAAAAUUUCCUUCAAAGUAGUGGCGGACAAACGCAUCUAUCCCCCGACGGGACGUCGUGACUCCAAGGAGAAAAUGGGAAUGAAAAGUGGAACAGAACACAUAGAAAAUAUUUAUGCCGAUGCUAUGCUGAGAGGCAGUUCUUCCGUGGCCGUUCAAACCGGAAUCGACGAUCACCAGGACGAGGGAAGAUCGUUCAAAGUUACACCUAAAAUGUCGAGAAAACAGAACCCGAUUUGUAGCAACGCUGCUGUGCAGACUGCAAGUGAUUUGGAUAAAGGAACUACGAAACAGUGGAAACCGCUUUAUUAUGAACAAUCUGACUCGGAUCAGACUGAAAACGGACAGAGGUUUGUUUUGGAUCACAAUCAGAAUUACCGAACUGUGUCUAAUGAUUCGGACUUCGGCAGUCCUGGGAUAGCUACGGGCGCGCGUCAUACGACUAAUGAACAGGAUUUCCGGGAGCAGGAAUCGUUUGAUGGAAAGAAUAGUUUCAGAGAAUCAGAGCUACUUCAAAAAAAGAAUUAUCUGUCUAAAGACACUGACAACCAGGAUUAUCCAUCUUCCUUCGUCUCUCCUGCUUUCUCUAAUUACAACCAAUCCGACGAAGUGUUGGAAACUCCAGAGCUAAGUGUCAUUGAUUGGCCUACGGAAAAUUCCGAUUUUCUGGACGAUCAGCAUAUACAAAAUCAAGACAUCAGUCCAGAAGUUGGCGUUGUUACACGAUAUACGUGCGCCAUUGCAACCGUGGCAUCGGUGGACAGUCCUGAACCCCGUUCCGAGGAAGUGGUAGCGGACUCCAGGACUUCGUCGUCGCCGUCGCCAUCUCCCUCGCAGUGGUCCUGGUCCAGAUCAAGACCACCGACCAAUGAAACUGUUACCUCGGAGGAAGAGAUUCGACGACACAACUUGCUGCAACAAAGCUUGGUUCGUCGUCUACAAAAUGAAAUCACUUCAUUGAACGAGCCUAAUCAGUACCAGGAUUACAAUUUAGGACAACAUCUGACAGUUCAAAAUCAGCCCAAGCACUUAAUAAAUCAAUCUUCUAAUAUCGGUCAAAGUCAGUACAGUCAAUCUCAGAAUGUUACACCAAACUAUCAUCAACGUAGUUUCAAUCAAUCACAGAGCAGUACACCAAGUGAUCAAAGCUAUAGUCAAAUUCCGAGUGUCCCCAGCUACGGGCAGCAAAAUUACAAUAAACCUCCACCGAGCUAUCGACAACAGAGUCACAGUCAUCCUACGAACUUAGAACAAUCGUCGAGCGUGAGUCAAGCAUCAAACAGAUUUCCUAAACAUUUAGCACCUGCUCCUCAGAAAAAAGAAAAGUCCCCUUCGCCAGGUACAAUGCCAGUGAACAGAGUAACUGCUCUGAGAGAAGCUUACGAGCAGACGCCAAGCGCUCCACCGAAACCGAUUCAUAAGGAGCGUUCACCGAUUCCGAACGGAAGUGGUCCAAUCGAUUCUAGCGACGAGUAUUUAGUAUCAUGCACAACGAAACCCACGAGAUCCAUAGUGCUCUCGAAGUCGGAGUCCUGGCAUCAACUGGCGGCCACUAAUUCCUCGCGAACUCCUCGCGCUCAGCCAUCGCCUCCAAUACCUCGUUCUCAUCCGAAACCACCGAAGCCUAGGUCCCCUUUCUCUCAGAAAUUGCGUUCAAAGCAAUUUGAGGCCUCGUCUAUGGCGGACAGCGUGAAGAAGAUGGAAGACAAAAUUCGACAAUAUUUCGAUCAGCCUUCGGAAUCGGUUGAAACGAAAGAGAUGACGAAACAUAGGCGAUCGUCCAGGUUCGCGGUCAAGGGGAUGGUCGGAUUGUCGCGUAGUCGCACCAUGCCCGGACUGGCCGAUGAGAAGUUACAUUUGCUGAUACCGGAACCACAACAAGUGCCGUUGCUGAACGUGAACACGGCUGACGUCGACAAAGUGUUCGAUGACCUAUUCGAGGAAGCCACCAGAACCGAUAAUCAUUAGAUCGUCCAACGAUCGCAUUCUUUGUUUAACGCGGCGUGUAUUCGAGGAUUCGAUCGCGCGUGUUGGAUUUUCUUCGCUGGGAUAUCUUCAGCCGGGACGACGGUUGUUGUAAUUGUUGAUAUAAUUAUACUCACCCUUCGCUCCUGGUGAUACGUGUUCCAAUCGAAACGAUUUGUCGAUGUGAACAAUUGUCUGGACGCGACGCUUCGAAGUGUUCGUGUUAAAAGAUUAGAAGAAACAGUGAAGGGAAGAACUGGUGAAUAAAUGUUGCGAUCUGCACGCGAAAAGGAGCCCGAGUAAAGUGAGAGAAAGAUAGCAUAUCUUAAAACUGAGGAAAGCUGAAGUGAAACGCAGAAAACUCCCUUCUGACAUUCUUUUUCCCAUUGAAACCGUUUUUUUUUAUUAAAUAAUAAUAAAAUAAUUCGUGGAAAAGAGU